Pieris rapae (cabbage white) is the source of this 9832-nucleotide messenger RNA. It is a transcript of the gene N, whose product is annotated as neurogenic locus Notch protein. Gene Ontology annotation, cellular component: membrane. Gene Ontology annotation, molecular function: calcium ion binding; Notch binding. Lineage: Eukaryota; Metazoa; Arthropoda; Insecta; Lepidoptera; Pieridae. Gene Ontology annotation, biological process: multicellular organism development; regulation of developmental process; cell differentiation. The transcript has 33 exons. The record is from RefSeq and is a predicted model, not a curated record. Bases 209 to 7570 code for a protein of 2453 amino acids.
GACGCGGGUGCGCGUGAUCAUACCGGACGAUAUAUCGUUUAAAACGUGUUUUACCGCUAAAAUGACAAAAACAAGAGUGUUUUCUACAUAACAACAAUUCAAAAACAAAAUGAUGUGUCAGUUCUUACUUUUAGUUCCGUGAAGUGUGCAUUAUUAAGUGUCUAAACGAUAGAAAGGAAUAAAACAAAUGUGUGUGAUCCAUGUGUGAAUGUUGUGCUCCAAGAUGUGGAACUUAAUACCGGAUUAUGGGAUUAAACUGUCCAUGCUUCUCUUGCUCUCUAUGCUAGCAGCGAGGAUCCAAAGCGCCGAAGGUUUUGUGUCAUGUUCGCCGUCGCCGUGCAAAAAUGGCGGAUCCUGCUUGUCGACGCCACGCGGGGAGUAUUUUUGCAAUUGCACAUCAAGAUACGCGGGUGAAUUUUGCCAGCAUUUGAACCCUUGUCACAGCGAGUCAAGCCCUCGUUGUCAAAAUGGAGGCUCUUGCAGAGUGAGACUUGGGGCUAGCGGAGGUCCGCCAUCUUUCGCCUGCGAUUGUCCCCUGGGGUUCAGUGCGUCUUUGUGCGAGAUUCGCGUUCCAGCAGCCUGUGAUUCAGCGCCUUGUCUGAAUGGAGCAACGUGUCGACUGACUUCACUGCAUACCUAUGAAUGUGAUUGCCCGCCUGGAUACACAGGUGAAGAGUGCUCCCACGAAGACCACUGUGCAUCGCAGCCCUGUCGAAACGGAGGUCGUUGCGUUGCUGACAAUACAACGGCGGCUGGAUAUUCCUGUGUCUGUCCACCUGGCUUCACCGGCUCGCGGUGUACUGAAGACGUCGUCGAAUGUUCCAGCGGCUCCGGCCCCUGUCACCAUGGACGUUGCUUCAACACCCACGGGUCCUAUACCUGUGUUUGUGAGCCGGGGUAUACGGGAAGGGACUGUGAUGCUGAGUAUGUUCCUUGUGAACCGUCACCAUGUCUGCACGGAGGAAGAUGCACGCCGUUGGAUCAACUAAGAUAUGAGUGCGAUUGUCCUUCGGGUUACCGUGGGCAGAACUGCGAGAUUGACAUUGACGACUGCCCAGGGCAUUUGUGCCAAAAUGGCGCAACGUGCCUCGAUGGACUGAACUCGUACACCUGCGAAUGUCCACCAACGUUUUCGGGAACACUGUGCGAGACCGAUGUGGACGAGUGUGCUUUGAGACCUCUAGUCUGCCAGAACGGAGCCACCUGCACCAACACAGCUGGAGGCUUUUCCUGCAUCUGUGUCAACGGGUGGACAGGCCCCGAGUGCUCAGUGAACAUUGAUGACUGUGCUGGCGCCGCCUGCUUCAACGGCGCAACCUGCAUUGAUCGAGUUGGUGCCUUCUACUGCAAGUGUACGCCUGGAAAAACUGGUCUUCUCUGCCACUUGGACGAUGCCUGCACAUCAAACCCGUGUCACGCUGACGCGAUCUGUGACACAAGUCCUAUUAAUGGUUCAUACACAUGUUCCUGCGCAUCUGGUUAUAAGGGUCUCGAUUGUUCAGAGGAUAUUGAUGAAUGCGAGCAGGGUUCUCCCUGCGAACACGAUGGCAUCUGUGUCAACACGCCUGGUUCGUUCGCCUGCAACUGUUCUGUAGGUUUCACGGGACCAAGAUGUGAGACUAAUGUUAAUGAAUGUGAGAGCCACCCUUGUAGGAACGAGGGGUCAUGUCUCGACGAUCCAGGAACUUUCAGAUGCGUGUGUAUGCCUGGUUUUACGGGUACUCAGUGCGAAGUUGAAAUCGACGAGUGCGCAAACAACCCUUGUCUCAAUGGUGGAGUGUGCCAUGACAUGAUUAACGCAUUUAGAUGUACUUGUGUAAUUGGUUUUACGGGCGCCCGCUGUCAAGUCAACAUAGAUGACUGUGCAUCUAGCCCAUGUCGGAAUGGAGGCACUUGUCAUGACUCCAUCGCCGGUUAUACCUGCGAAUGUCCACCUGGAUAUACUGGCAUGUCCUGUGAGACGAACAUCAAUGACUGCCUAUCAGCACCAUGCCACCGUGGUGAAUGUAUUGAUGGAGAUAACAGCUUCACAUGCAACUGCCACCCUGGGUACACGGGCCGGGUAUGCCAGACCCAGAUCAAUGAAUGCGAGUCGAAUCCUUGUCAAUUUGGAGGCCAUUGCGAGGAUCUAAUAGACGGCUACCAGUGCCGGUGUAAGCCUGGUACUUCUGGUCGUAAUUGCGAGAUUAACGUAAACGAAUGUUACUCCAACCCUUGCAGAAACGGAGCAACCUGCAUUGAUGGAAUUAAUAGGUAUACAUGUGAAUGUAUUCCGGGUUUCACUGGCCAACACUGCGAGACCAACAUCAACGAAUGUUUGUCCAACCCGUGCGCAAACGGCGGCAAAUGCAUAGAUCGCAUCAAUGGCUUCCGUUGCGAAUGCCCAAGAGGAUACUAUGACGCGAGAUGUCUGUCAGAUGUCAACGAAUGUGCGUCUAACCCUUGUAUCAACGGUGGAACCUGUGAAGAUGGAGUUAAUCAGUUCAUUUGUCAUUGUCUACCAGGAUAUGGAGGUCAACGUUGUGAACGAGAUAUAGACGAAUGCAGUUCCAACCCAUGCCAACAUGGAGGCACUUGCCAUGACAGACUUAAUGCAUAUAAAUGCGAUUGUAUUCUUGGAUUUAAUGGUGUGAAUUGCGAGACAAACAUCGAUGAUUGUGCUGGAAAUCCGUGUCUGCACGGCGGUUCUUGUAUAGACCUCGUCAACGGAUAUCGAUGCGUAUGCGCACCACCACAUUCGGGACGAAACUGCGAGAAUACACUUGAUCCUUGUCAACCAAACCAAUGUCGGCACGGCGGCAGAUGUGUAGCCGAGGCGUCAUACGCUGAAUUCAAUUGCCAAUGUCCUGUCGGUUGGACGGGCGCUCUCUGCGAACGGGACGUUGACGAGUGCAUGGUGACGGCCCCGUGCCACAACGAAGCCACCUGUAUCAACACUGAAGGCUCCUACGCAUGCUUAUGUGCGAGAGGCUACGAGGGAAAGGAUUGCGCCAUUAAUACGGACGAUUGUGCUUCUUUCCCCUGUCAAAACGGUGCGACCUGCCUGGACAGUAUUGGUGAUUACAACUGCGUAUGCGCAAGUGGGUUUGCGGGGAAACACUGCGAGAUUGACGUUGAUGAGUGUCAGUCACGACCCUGUAUGAAUGGCGCUACGUGUAACCAAUACGUGGCAUCGUAUACCUGCACCUGUCGACUGGGUUUCUCGGGAAUCAACUGUCAAACGAACGACGAGGAUUGCACAGACUCUAGUUGCAUGAACGGCGGAUCCUGUAUUGAUGGCAUUAACUCUUACAAUUGCUCUUGUCCACCUGGGUACACGGGAUCAAAUUGCCAAUUCCGUAUAAACAUGUGCGAUAGCUCUCCUUGCGACAACGGCGCUACCUGUCACGACCAUGUUACUUACUACACUUGCCACUGUCCCUAUGGAUACACUGGAAAGCACUGCGAGACUUUUGUCGACUGGUGUGAGAACAAUCCCUGUGAAAAUGGCGCGACGUGUUCGCAAAAAGGACCGCAAUAUACGUGCACGUGUGCGCCCGGAUGGUCCGGGAAACUCUGUGACGUUGAAAUGGUAUCCUGCAAGGACGCUAGCUUACGAAAAGGUGUCAAGCUAAAGCAACUCUGUAAUAACGGCUCAUGCGAGGACAUAGGAAACUCCCAUCGCUGUCACUGCUUAGAUGGUUAUACGGGCUCCUACUGUCAAAAGGAAAUUAAUGAGUGUGAGUCAGCUCCAUGUCAGAACGGAGCACAAUGUAAGGACUUAGUUGGAACAUAUCAGUGCCAAUGUGCCAAAGGAUUCCAAGGACAGAACUGCGAACUAAACGUUAAUGACUGCCUUCCAAACCCGUGCCAGAACGGUGGAACUUGCCACGAUCUCAUCAACAACUUCUCUUGCUCCUGCCCAUUUGGUACUCUCGGAAAAAUCUGCGAAAUCAACGUCAAUGAUUGCACACAGGACGCCUGUCACAACAAUGGCACCUGCAUAGAUAAAGUAGGCGGCUUUGAAUGUAAAUGCCCGGCUGGCUUCGUCGGUCCCAGGUGUGAAGGAGACAUCAACGAAUGCUUGUCGAACCCAUGCUCGAUUCCAGGAACACAGGAUUGCGUACAAUUAAUCAAUGACUACCACUGCAAUUGUAAACCAGGUUAUAUGGGCAGACACUGUGAUGCUAAAGUUAACUUUUGCGCGAAUUCCCCUUGUCAGAAUGGAGGAAUUUGUACAGCGAUCCAAGGUGGACAUGAAUGCCUAUGUAGCGAUGGUUUCUACGGCAAGAACUGUGAAUAUUCCGGCUAUGCUUGCGAUUCUAACCCUUGCCAAAACGGCGGCUACUGUCGAACAUCCGAGAUUGGGGAUUACGUGUGCGACUGUCCUUCGGGGCUAUCUGGUGUUAAUUGUGAAAUUGAUUCUAUGAAUGAUUGUCUCAGCAACCCUUGUAAACAUCCCGAAGCGCGUUGUAUUGAUAAACCUGGUGAUUACCUGUGCUAUUGCCCAAGGCAGUGGACCGGAAAAACUUGUGACAUUCACGACCCUCACUCCAGAGGCGGUUACGGAAGCCCAGUAACUGGAGUCUACGGUCAAAGCCCGUCUUUGACUCUACAAGAAUUAGAUCUAGCUUUCCAGAGAGAACAAUGUGUAAAAAUGGGCUGUAAAGAAAAACAAAGUGAUCAUCAUUGUGAUGAAGAAUGCAACACUUUUGCGUGUGAAUUUGAUGGAAACGAUUGCUCUCUUGGUAUAAACCCGUGGGCUAAUUGCACUGCCCCAAUUAAAUGCUGGGAAGUUUUCAUGAACGGAGAAUGUAACGAAGUUUGUAACACCCAAGCCUGUUUAUUCGAUGGAAGGGAUUGUGAGAAAUCACUUCAGAAAUGUAACCCGAUUUACGAUGCAUAUUGUCAGAAGCACUAUGCGAAUGGGCACUGCGACUACGGGUGUAAUAAUGCGGAAUGUAAUUGGGAUGGAUUGGACUGCGAGAAUGAACCGCCAGAUUUAGCUGAAGGUGUUAUUUCCGUGAUUCUCCUAAUGGAUAUGAGAACGUUUAAAGAGAACUCAGUUGCCUUCCUCAGGGAUUUAGGUCAUCAGCUUCGUACUACGAUUCUGAUUAAGAAAGAUCAUCUAGGAAACGACAUGGUGUAUCCAUGGAAGGGUUCGACAGAUGUCGGUUUGCAAGACACAGAAUUUGGAAAGAAACAUCACAUAGUUUUCACCGAGAGAGGACAGUCUGGUGUGCAAGUGUAUUUGGAGAUUGAUAACAGAAAGUGUACAACACUGUCUAGUUCUGAGUGUUUCUUCUCAGCGCGUGAGGCCGCCGACUUCUUGGCAGCUACAGCGUCGAAACAUUCCUUGUCUUCAGACUUCCCAAUCUACCAAGUGAAGGGCGUUCCUUCAAUAAUAAACCCGGAUCUCCCUACGAACUCUAAAUACGUAUUUAUUGGAGUAAUUUUAGUUCUUUUGGCUGGUUUGUUAAUCGGUGUCUUAGUAACAGCCCAAAGAAAGCGUAUGCAAGGAGUAACAUGGUUCCCAGAAGGAUUCAUGACAAACAGCUCUUCAUCCCGACGUCGUUCUAGACGACGUGGUCCUGAUGGCCAGGAAAUGAGAAACUUAAAUAAGGGAUCCAUGGGAUGUAUUGAUGUUGACAUAAAUGGGGGUCACAUGGUGCCGCCACACUGGUCUGAUGAGGAUGAUGAUGGAGCUCCGCCGCGGGCUAAACGAGCUCGUGGUCCAGGAGACUCUGCCGCCCCAGGAGGCUAUGCAUCAGAUCACACAGCCAUCACCGAUUAUGAAGAAGCAACUCAUGAUCCAGGCAGAGUUUGGAGUCAGCAACAUUUGGACGCAGCGGAUAUUAGAGUACCACCUAGCAUGAUGACUCCGCCAGCUAUCCACGAUGGACACGUAGACGUCAACGCCCGUGGACCUCUCGGCAUGACUCCAUUGAUGGUGGCUGCUAUUCGUGGUGGAGGUCUGGAUACUGGAUCUGAUGUCGAAGAUGAACAGACGGCUCACAUCAUUUCCGAGCUUGUGGCCCAGGGAGCCCAACUAAACGCUGCCAUGGAUAAGACUGGGGAAACCAGCUUGCAUCUUGCUGCUAGAUACGCACGCGCAGACGCCGCAAAACGUCUCCUUGACGCAGGCGCAGACGCAAACUCACAAGACAACACCGGAAGGACGCCAUUGCACUCCGCUGUCGCAGCUGAUGCCAUGGGAGUAUUCCAGAUCCUGCUGCGAAACAGGGCUACCAACCUUAACGCCAGAAUGCACGAUGGAACUACUCCGCUGAUUUUGGCUGCAAGGCUGGCAAUUGAAGGCAUGGUGGAAGAUUUGAUAAACGCAGAUGCAGACAUAAACGCAGCAGACAACAGCGGAAAGACGGCGCUGCAUUGGGCGGCCGCAGUCAAUAAUGUUGAUGCUGUCAAUGUUCUGCUGGUACAUGGAGCCAAUAGGGACGCCCAAGAUGAUAAGGAUGAGACACCUCUAUUCCUUGGCGCCCGCGAAGGCUCCUACGGCGCCUGCAAAGCCUUACUUGACGCGAUGGCGAAUAGAGAAAUAACAGACCACAUGGAUCGACUGCCAAGGGACGUUGCGCAAGAGAGAAUGCACGAUGACAUUGUCCGGUUAUUGGACGAACAUUGUCCGAGACCGCAGCAUCAUCAUCUCAUGUCAUCACCCAACCCUCACCCGCAACUGAUAAGUCAGCCAACAGUGAUCAGUGCUUCAGCGACAAAGGGCAAGCCGAAGAAGGCCCGAGCAAAAGCAGGGCCCGAUAGUCCUCAAGACCAAUACGACACAAAUUUACAGGCUUCCCAAAUUAGACGGAAGCCGAGUGUAAAAAAGAGCAAUAAGAGAGUCGCACAAGAAGUCCCACAAAGCGUGGAAUCCCUGCGAUUCAGUUUGAGUCCUGUCGAGUCUCCACUACAAAAUUUACAGGAUCUCCCGUCGCCAUACGACGCCACAUCGCUGUAUUCCAACGCGAUGGCCCAAUACCCCGGCAUGGAGCAACUCGUACAUCAUAAACAGCCGCCAAGCUAUGAGGACUGUGUUAAGUCUGGUGGCGCCCUGCAAUUCGGGAGUAGUGCGGGCGCAUCUCUUUCUCCACCGUACUCCAACCAUUCGCCUGCCCACAGUAACCAAACCACGUCGCCACACGCCUAUAUAGGUUCCCCUUCUCCCGGUAAGUCCCGGCCGUCCCUCCCGACAUCUCCCGCCCACAUGGCGGCCAUGAGACACCAUCACCAACAUCAGUUAGACGCCGCGGCGUAUUCGGCGCUUGCCCAUCUCAGUGCAAACGGACAACACAACGCACAACUGCAGGCGGUGAUGACGCAUGCAGCGGCUCUAUCGCACGCGCAGGCAGCUCAUCACCCCGCCAUCACCAAUAUUAUGUCCGGUCUCUAUGGCAGUUGGGGUAUGGGAGACACAUUCCCGACGCCUUCACCCGAGUCCCCCGAUCAUUGGUCGACUCCUUCCCCCCAAACCCCACUCACGCAGUCCCCACAUUCGGACUGGUCUGAUCGAGCAGCGCUUUCGCCUAACGAUAUGCAACAAUCUAAUAAAGGUGCAACGGAAGCCAUUUACAUUUAAAAAAGUUUAUUUUAAGAAGUCUUUGAAGUGUCAAAAUGUAUGCGGAAUAUAAAACCUCGUUUUGCGGAGUAUUUUUUAUUGAUGACGUUUUUAUCUUGUUUGUUACUCUCUGGUAUGUAAAAAAGGACAGAAAAACGCGCGAUCUAAUGAAGGUUCCACAGAUAUUGUAAAUUUAGUUCAAAAUGCACAUGACGUCUUAUUGCUAUGAAUUUAAAAAUGGAAAUUAAAAAGGCGGGAUUUUCUGUCUUUUUUAAAUUAAGAACAGCGUUUUAAAGCGCCAUAGACUAAUGGUGCUUGUGCCGUAGCGUAUAGACUGAUGUACAGCCAUGACGUGUGUACCUAGUUAAGACUAACAAUUGUAAUUUGGUGUAUUUCCCAUAGACAAGGCGCAUAGCGACUAAGAUAUUUAUUCAUCAAAAUUUAUGAACUUAUACGUAAUUUAAGAGACAAUACAUGAAUUGUUUAAAAUACACCAGAAUUUAAUGUUGUUGUUUUUGUUAAAGGUAGUUUUUUAAUUCAGCUUAUGAGAUUAGGCGAGAUUUUCGUAUGAAAUAAUUUAUGUGUGAUUUAGCACUGUACUUUGUAUGUAGAUUAUAUGUAAGUCGUUAAAUUAUGAAAAUGAGAUUGAAGUCUAAAAUUCGCGGAUAGGCGACAUUGUUAGUUAUCUUAAAACCGCUCAUUCCGAAUCAUUCCAUUUUUGCUUCCAAUCUAUGGUUAAAGAGGUGACAACAAUUGAACAAAAAUCCAGCUUGUUUAGAAAACAAACUGUAAAUUAUAGGCAAAUAGCACAUGAUCAAUACCAUAGAUGUUACAUGUAAUCUGUGGUGUUGCCGCCAUGACAGCUGGCGGCAUUAUGAUGAUUAAUAACAUUCCAUUUUUUUAAUUUACAACAGUUAAAUUUUAAUAGAAUUAUUUUUUAAUUGUCUGUUGUCACCUCAGAAUCAGUACUUUAGUACAAGAUCUCACCAUUCCAUUGCUUGUUGGGACCAUGCUCAAAAUGAAAUUUCAAUUGUAUCAUAUUAUUAUAAGUUACGCCUAUGUAAAUAGCAAUUUUUAUAUUUAAUUUUUAGUUGUAUGUUUGUGUGUCAUUGUUAUGUGCCAACGAGCCGGUACCCUUUAUAUUAUUUAGAUGUAAGACGUCGUUUCCAUGUUUUUAAAUUUUAGGAAAAUUUUAACACCGUCUAGUGUUCAUUAAACUCACAAUUUUUUUUAAUACUGGAAACCAAACGGAGGAAAUCUAUAUCCGCGAUAAGUAAAUUAAUAAUUGGAUCUGUUACAUUGAAAACUAUCUAUAAUCAUCGUAUAGUAUAUUUUCACAUUCCAAAUACAUUCCUUUAAAAGUGGAAAUGACGUCAUAGGGUACAAAGUAAACGCGUGCUUCCGUAAUGCAUUCUGUAAUCGUAAAGCUAACCGCGUUAAGUACAAACUGUAAAAACAUUAGAAAAUUAAAUUUGUAAAACCUUCGUGGUUCUCGCGACAUAUACGGCACUAUAUUGCUAAAUCAAGAUGCCGUCUACCUAAGCUUGUAAAGCAUUUAUGUGCAGUAAUAAAUAACAGUACUAGACAGGGUUGCCAGUCCUCAACCUUAAUUGUGGUACAGUGUGCCAAAAUAGAGAUAAAAUCACUAGUUUAGAUUGAUACUAGGCAGUUCAGUAAUACAUAGGAUACAUAAGAUCUUCAUAUUAUAUUCAAUUAGAUAAUCUGGCACCUCUAAAUAGAAGUCUUUCCAACUGUGAAACUAUCCAAACAAUCACACUUCCUAAGUAAAGUAUAAACAUUCUAUUAAUAGUAUUUUUUUGAUCUGUGCUAAGUCGUACUGUACUGGAAAAAAUACUGUUACAAUGAUGAAUUGUGAGUAUUGCAUACAAUCAAACUUGCAAAAAUAAUAAUUUAAAAACUUAACUUCAGAGAAUUGUUAAAAUUAUAUUUUUGAUACGGGCCCAAGUCGUACUGGAUUAAAUACUGUAAAAUGCUAUUUAUGAUUUUAAUUAUUAUAUUAAAACAUGUGCUUACAACAUUUUGGUAGAACGGCAGUUUUAUGUUUAUUUUAGUUUACAUUUUUUUAGCAUGAUCUUCAAAUCUGUGCCUUUUAUUGUAUCAAAAUGAAUAGUUAAGGGAAUAGUUUGUAAGUUGCCUGUAAAUAAUUUUUUAUCAUUAUUUCUAUGGAAUGCAUUUGUUUGUAAGAUUCUUGUAUGUGGAGAAUACAGUUUUAUAUUUUCCCCGUAAUGACAAUAAAGGAACAAAUAAAUAUAGUUGUUUUUC